GGCGCCGGUCCCCUUCCACUUUGUGUCCGGCCCCUGACCGUCCGCUCCGGGAAUUGAGGGAACCUUGGGUCGCCCUGGGCACGGGCUCACGUGGUCCGGGGCAGGAGCUAGGGGUAGUAACUGCUCCCUGACAGGCUGAAGGGGUGAGGACACACCAGGCCCGCCCUCCACCUGCUCAGCCGAGCGGGUGCAGCGCCGGUCACCGCGGAGGAAGCCGCGCGAGUUCGGGUGCCGCAGCAGUCGCACAGUCUAGAAGCCACCCACCCACUCCUCUAACGCCGUGCCCUUCCCUCCCCUGCCAGCUCUCCACCAUGCCCGGGGGCGUGCCCUGGUCCGCCUACGUGAAAAUGCUCUCUUCCAGCCUCCUGGCCAUGUGCGCCGGGGCCCAGGUAGUGCACUGGUACUACCGGCCUGACCUGACAAUACCUGAAAUCCCACCAAAGCCUGGAGAACUCAAAACGGAGCUUUUGGGACUGAAAGAGAGACACCACGAACCUCAGGUUUCACAGCAGUAGAAACUUCAAAAUACAACUCUGCCAAGAAUUCUGUGAAUAAUAUUUUCCAUACAUAUUUUUUAAUGUAUUGAGUAAAACUACUUCUUCAAACAUCUAAUCUAAGAACAAAUGAUGGUUGAUAGGAACUGAUAAGGUAGAGCCUGUAUUAUGAUCCGGUCAGUAUUUUCUAAAGUCUCACCUGGAGCUCACUGUGUAGAUCACGCUGGCCUCUGCAACAAGGUCUUGCUAUGUAGCCCAAGCUGACCUCAGGACAGUCCUCCAGCCCCCACUUCCCAAAUGGUGAAUUACAGGUAUGAAGGACUGCACUCAUAAGAGCUGCCCAAGCUUCAGUCUCCUGCAUUCGACUGAGAAGAUGCUUAUCUUCAGCGUCACAUGAGACUGAGACUGUAUAAAAUAUUCAAAAUUCAAAGUUCUUUGGAAUUGUGUGCCUGAUGGAAUUGCAACAUUAGUAAGGUGCUUAAAUCCCCCAAAAUUUGAGAAAGUGAAUUAAAAUUGGCAUUUUCUUUAUACACAUAAAAAUGAAUGUGCAGUUGAA
This is a messenger RNA of Myodes glareolus (Bank vole), 1050 nucleotides long. It is a transcript of the gene Uqcc6, whose product is annotated as ubiquinol-cytochrome c reductase complex assembly factor 6. NCBI's taxonomy places the organism in Eukaryota, Metazoa, Chordata, Mammalia, Rodentia, Cricetidae. Gene Ontology annotation, cellular component: mitochondrion. The record is from RefSeq and is a predicted model, not a curated record. Gene Ontology annotation, biological process: mitochondrial respiratory chain complex III assembly.